This is a messenger RNA of Candidula unifasciata, 462 nucleotides long. The record is from the annotation of a GenBank genome assembly. NCBI's taxonomy places the organism in Eukaryota, Metazoa, Mollusca, Gastropoda, Stylommatophora, Geomitridae.
AUGUCUGUAACCCGGGUGUCAAAGACAGGCAGUAUCCGGGAGAUAGACCUCAAGAGUUGUGGUAAGACACAGCCUAUUCCACCACUCACAGUCAUCGACAGAAACAGAACGGGUCCGGAGCAGCUGACUUCCGAGAUGUGGGCGACCAAGAUAAAGGAUAUCACCUCUCGCUUGUCCAGACCCACCAUCUCCUCCAGCCUGAAGACUAUCCAAGGACGACCUGAACUGCCGUCUGAGAGGGACUCCCAGUUCUGGAACACGAUGGCCUACUGUAGUAGUCAGUACCAGAAAAAAUUCACCGGACAGCAUCGAGCUGUUCCUACAGUUGCCGUACAAUCUCGCGGAGGCUUGGCUCCUGUGAGGAGAUACCAACCGCAGAUAGGACCUGUCAAUGCAAAGAACACAUCCGGGAACUCUCUGCCAAUGCUGUCCAAUCAAAGAGCGCCAAGCUGCCGGAACUAG